AUGAAGGGUCUCAACCUGCUCUGCUGCUGCGUGGCCUCGCUCCUGCUCCUCAGCACCGCAGAGCCGCGCGCCCCCGGCACGGACCACGGUGCUGCCGAAAGCCCCCUGCCAGCCACAGAGCCCCGGCUGGAGGAGAAGGUGGCUGAUGGCAGCCCUGAGGAGGAGCAAGACAGUGGCACUGCCAACGCCUCCUUGCCCGGCGCCGCUGAGGAGGGACGUGGAGAGGGGGAGGAAGAACCAUCACGGAGCCUGAGCAGGGGCCUGGGGCCAGGGGCCAGCCGGACAGAGGAGACCACCGAGGAGAAGGGCCAGGAGGGACAGAGCCCAGGGGAGGAUGCCAUGGCAGCACAUCACGGAGGGAUCCACGGGUCUGGCACACAAGUUGCCAACCAUGCCCGGGAGGAUGAGGAGCCUGGCAUGGAGAAAGGAGGCUCUGAGGAGCAAGGGCAGCCUGGGGAAGAGGAAACAGAGGAGCCAAGAGGAGCGUCUGCUCUGGAGGGGGGAGAAGAAGGGGAUGAGCAGAGUUCGGAGGAAGAUGAUGAGCAAGGAGAGUCUGACAAAGGUCAACACGGGGCGUCUGAGGAAGAUGGAGGCAAGGGAGAGUCUGAGGAGGAGGGAGAUCCUAAGGAGGAGAAAGAAUCUGAGGAAGAUGGUGAGAGGUCAGAGAAUGAAAGUGAAGAGGGUGACAAGGAAGCAGCCAGCACUUCCGACAAAGAGAGCCAUGGCAAACCAGCAGCUGCUGGCAUGGGAGAAGCCAGGGGUGGCCCUGCCAGCUGCCAUCACCCACCCUGUGAGGACGAAGAAGACCCGCCAGCAGCAGAUCCACCAGCAGCAGUGGAAGACCCACCAGCAAAAGAAGACCCCCCAGCAGUGGCAGAAGACCCCCCAGCAGUGGCAGAAGACCCCCCUGCAGACAAUCCCCCACUGGCAGAAACAGAGGUCCCCAUCACCCCCCCAGCUGCUGCCGAGCCCCAGCACAGCCAGAUAGAAGAGGUUGAAGAUGCCAGCGAGCCCACCAAGCGUGACCGGUCCCACUUGGAGAACACCCUCAAGCUGAACGAGGAAAAACCUGCCGAUGAUGUCUCAGGAGUACUGCAGCGGCUGAGGAAGAUCUACCACUCCUCCAUCAAGCCCCUAGAGCACUCCUACAGAUACAAUGAGCUGAGGCAGCACGAGAUCACAGCUUACCCCGGACGCACCCUGGGCUCCUCGGCCACAGAUGGGGAGAUCACUUCCAAGCCUAUGGUGCUAUUCCUGGGACCGUGGAGUGUCGGCAAAUCCUCCAUGAUAAACUACCUCCUGGGGCUGGACAACACUCCCUACCAGCUGUACACAGGGGCAGAACCCACCACCUCCGAGUUCACUGUCAUCAUGCACGGCCCCAAGCUGAAGACCAUCGAGGGCAUCGUGAUGGCUGCUGACAGCGCCCGAUCCUUCUCGCCCCUGGAGAAGUUUGGGCAGAACUUUUUGGAGAAGCUGAUAGGGAUCGAGGUGCCCCACAAACUGCUGGAGCGAGUCACCUUCGUGGACACCCCGGGCAUCAUCGAAAACCGCAAGCAGCAAGAACGAGGUUACCCGUUCAACGACGUGUGCCAGUGGUUCAUUGACAGAGCCGAUCUCAUCUUCGUUGUCUUUGACCCCACGAAGCUGGACGUGGGCUUGGAGCUGGAGAUGCUGUUUCGCCAGCUGAAGGGCCGCGAGUCUCAGAUCCGAAUCAUCUUGAACAAAGCCGACAGCCUGGCCACCCAGGAGCUGAUGAGAGUCUACGGCGCCUUAUUCUGGAGCCUGGCUCCUCUCAUCAACGUCACAGAGCCACCCAGGGUGUACGUUAGCUCCUUCUGGCCCCACGACUACCACCCGGAAACCCACAGAGACCUGUUCCUCAAGGAAGAGAUAUCGCUCCUGGAGGAUCUCAACCAGGUGAUUGAGAACAGGAUGGAAAACAAGAUCGCCUUCAUCCGCCAGCACGCCAUCCGGGUGCGCAUCCACGCCCUCCUGGUCGAUCGCUACCUACAGACCUACAAGGACAAAAUGACCUUCUUUAGCGAUGGAGAACUGGUGUUCAGGGACAUUGUGGAAGAUCCUGACAGGUACUUUAUCUUUAAGUCCAUUCUGGCAAAGACCAAUGUCAGCAAAUUUGACCUCCCCAACCGUGAGGCUUACAAGGACUUCUUUGGCAUCAACCCCAUCACCAGUUUUAAGCUGCUGUCUCAGCAGUGUUCCUACAUGGGAGGGUGUUUCCUGGAGAAGAUUGAGAAGGCCAUCACCCGCGAACUUCCCGAUCUCUUGGGAAGCAUCGGCUUGGGGAAGAAGCCCAACGUCCUCUCCUGCGACGUCACCGGCUGUGGUGAAACCCCAAAGAAUCGCUACAGGAAACCCUAAGGUGAUCCAUAACCCAACUGUCCACAUGUUCCUACUGGUGAAUGAGCUUAUGUCUUAUCUGUCCAAAAAGCCAUGGUUUGUUAACCCUUUGAGUGCCGCGCUGGCAAAGGCUGCCGUACGAUGAGGACUUUGAGUCGUUGACCUCGAUGGCAGGGGAAGAUGGGUGGGCAUAAGAAAGAGAAUAAAAACUGUGAAUUCCUGACAUUUUACCUUUGUUCUUUCGAGUAGAAGGCAAUGUUUAAGCUGUAAGUAUGAGCAAUGCACAGGGAGCUAGAACAGCAGCUGCUUUUCCACUGAUGCCAAGAGUGCGUGAAGAGGAAUUUCAACCUCUGCAUCCCUGAAGACACGAGGGAGCGAGCACGAGGGCACGGCAUGAGAGCACAGGGGAGAGCAGUGACACACUAACCCAGGCACCACCGGGAGCCCCAGGACAAAGUGCUGCUCAAGGAAAGAGAGGCCAGGACCCAGCUGUGGUUUUCUCGCACAAACACGCUACAAAUCUCGGCAAAUAUUGAUCCUGUUUUUCUUUCCAAGACUUCUAGGUCACCUGGUGAGUUCUCCUUCCAUUUAACAGCUGAGUUGAUCCUCUGCAGCCUUCACCUGGGCGUUCACCUUAAGGAGGGGCGUUUGCAGGGGUGUUUUUAGCUCCAGACAAGUAACCAUGAUGGGAUUUGGAAGUCCAUGUCAGAGGAGGAAGUGGGUUGGAAAGGAGUGGCCAGCACUUGCUGAGCUGUGCUGGAGGAGGAGCAGAUGGUCCCACAAGGAGCUGUGAGCAGGGUUUUAUUCCCCUGUGUCAGCACAGGAGAGGGCACUUUGUGCCUGUGAGUGUCAUUAACUCAAAAUCCACGCUGGCAAGUCCUACCUGCGGACCAGCAGGGCUCUGAGGGUGAGGAUUUGGCAGUUUGACCUUGUUCAAGUCUAUGCUGAUGAUUUUUCAGUCAGACUCCCAUGUUUUUGUGCUCCACAGAGGGAGGCAGGAACAGGGGGUCACUAGCUGUGAAGUGAAAAAGGUCACAUCCCUUUUGCCCACCUGCUGCUCUGCUCUCCCCAGGACAGUCCAGGCAGGUUUCUGGGGCUUGUUUUCCAAACUCCUCCCAUUUUAGCCAUUUGUUGGCUCAUUUCUGAGCAUCGCUGCUCAGUCCUGAAGGAGUAUUGCUUUGGAAGCACCCGAGCAGGGUGAGGUUCCCCAUGGACAGCUGACCUUGAAACCUGGCCCUCAUGGACAGCACAGCUGGCUGCUGACCCGAGCCCAAACCAACCAGGAGGUAGAUUUUUUUGUCCUGGAUGGAGACUGGCACCUUCAAGCCCACCCUGGACCUGCUGAACAUCCUUUGUCCUUCCUCCUGCCAAACGUCCAUGGUGAAACCUCUGGAGCAGAAGGACUUACCUUUGAUAAGAAACAAGAGGACAUGGAGGUGCUGGCUGAGGCAAGAAAAAGGCAAAAGGAAUGAAAGAGGGAAAGAGAAAGCUGGAAAUGGAAGGCUGUGUUGUGAUGGGAAGGGUGUGAAGGGCAGCACCCCACAUCUCCAUGUGUGCAGCGGGAUGUGAGCUAAGGCAGGAGAACUGUGGGAGCUCCACAUUCCCCACGUGCUGCGAAGAAAAGGUCCCCUUGAGUCCAGGUGAGUUUGGGGGGACGCUGCCCCAGGGACUUCCACACUCCUGACCUCUGCUUUGAGGUAGGACUUUACAUUUGAACUAAUAAAGCCAAGAUCCAGAUCUACGUCCAAGCACGGGAAGGGACACGGCUCAGGCAGAGGGAUUUUGCCUGCAGUGCAGAGGGACUGGAGGUGCAAGGGAAGGCGAGCAGGAUGUCAGAGAGAGCAGCAGCCAGAGCAGCCUGGAGAGAAAUGAUGUGCUCAUGAGUCAGUGCAUGAGCUCAAAGUGCUGUUUCAAACCUGCCCAAGCGCUGCUGCCCCUCCACUGCCGUUCCUUCUUUCUUGUACAUGAUCCCGUUGCUCAUCGGUGUCCCUCUCUGUCUCACUGCUCACUCUCCUCCACUCGGCUGGUCUGCAUGGUUUUCUCAAGAGGUAAUGGAAUUGAAACACUGACAGAAACAGGCUAAUGCUGCCACUGUUCCUGCUGUUGCACUGUGUGUCACUGUCACAUUGAGCAAAGGCCAUCAAACAUUUCUAUUUGCGAGGUUUGUAUCGCACCAUCUCUGUCCUUGUCGCCCUGUCCCCCUAAAGCCCGUGGGGUAGCCAGGGAAAGGCCCCCCACCCCACAAGGAGGAUUGCCCCUGAAGGCACUGUUGCUCUGUUCUCAGGCUGUUCCCAUUGUUCCCCCCAUCCUUUCUCUGGUUUCCUUUUCUCUUGCUUUAUUUUCCAGCCCUCAUCGCCUCUUCUCCUCCCUUCCUCUGCCCUUCGGCACCUGCAUGCCCCGUGCAAAACCCUGUGCCCACGUCUUGGAUGUGGCUCCUCUGUGACAGCAAAAACCUUUUUCCCCCUCUGGUGUGCUUGGGUUCUCUUUCUGAAUCAGUGGCUUCAGCAGUGGUGGUCUGUUCCCUGCUCCCCGCCACGCACGAUGACUCUGCUCCGUGCUGGCUCGGGGAGAUGACACCACUGCGAUGCUUCCUCUCCCGUGGCUCCAAGUGGCUGUCAGUCCCAAGAGGAUUGCAGUUCCCAGCCCAGCUCUUGCUGAGCUUUCUUAGGAGAUCUCUGGGAAUGUGGGAGUGGAAAUGGGGAGCAAGGAGGCCUUUUCAUUCUGCGAAGAAACCCCAAGCACCCACAGCACUGGAGCGGUGAGCGUCUCACCCAAGAGCACUGCGGGAGGGAGGGAGCUGGAACACAGGCCUGUGUAGAUGCCCAUGAUCGUGUGCAUUGGGAUAAAACUGUCAGCUUGAACAUCAGCCUGUCUAAUAAA
Pipra filicauda (Wire-tailed manakin) is the source of this 5241-nucleotide messenger RNA. RefSeq names its product sarcalumenin (gene SRL). Bases 1 to 2382 code for a protein of 793 amino acids. The record is from RefSeq and is a predicted model, not a curated record. Gene Ontology annotation, molecular function: GTP binding. Lineage: Eukaryota; Metazoa; Chordata; Aves; Passeriformes; Pipridae. The transcript is spliced from 8 exons.